Kalmanozyma brasiliensis GHG001 is the source of this 4329-nucleotide messenger RNA. Its product is annotated as Eisosome component PIL1/LSP1. Gene Ontology annotation, biological process: endocytosis; eisosome assembly; negative regulation of protein kinase activity. NCBI's taxonomy places the organism in Eukaryota, Fungi, Basidiomycota, Ustilaginomycetes, Ustilaginales. Gene Ontology annotation, molecular function: lipid binding. The transcript has 2 exons. Gene Ontology annotation, cellular component: plasma membrane; eisosome filament. The record is from RefSeq and is a predicted model, not a curated record. Bases 1 to 4329 code for a protein of 1442 amino acids.
AUGUCGAUGGCACCACAGGCAAUCCACUCUAAUCUGUCGCGGCCGCAUCCCACCGACUCUCGCCUCCUUCAGAACCUCAUCAAGGGCGAGAAGAGCUACAUCGAUAAUCUUGCGGCUUCGUCGGUUUCGGGUUACGCCGCUGCUAGCGCUUUGGCAGCUUGGGGAACCUCUGAGGCUCCUGACAUCUCGAAAGCGUCCCAAUCGCUGGCCGAGAUCCUUGCCUCGGUCGCCGAUGCACAGCGGACACACGUUCAAGCUCUCGAAGGCUACCGCAGUGCGCUCAAGGAUGUGCUCGACCGCGAACACAGCAUCCGAUCCGUGGUGCGUGACCGUGACAUUCUCGUCGGCCGUCUCAUCAAGGCCAGCAAGAAGAAGGUGUCCAAGAAGGAUUCGGGACUCAGCCAGGAAGAGAAGAUGGAGAAGGUCAACGCUGCCCAGCGCGAGUUGCACGCCUGUGAACAGGUGCUCGCCAGCGAAGAAGCUGCGCUGGUCGGUGUCAAGCGACGCACCUUCAAAGAGGCGCUCACCAUGCGUAUGAAGACCAUGGGCGAUGCGGGCGCCGCUACCGUCGAGGCUGCCAAAGAAGCUAUCAUGCUGCUCGACGAGUUCGACACACAUGGUCCCUUGCUGCAGGCAACCGGCGGUGGUCAAUACGAGAGCAUGUACGCCGACGGCGGUAUCGAGACGGGUGCCUACGACAACCAGGCGCCCGACCAAGGCUAUUACGCGGGUCAGCAGAAUCCCGCGCAAGGUGCGACUCCUCAGAUGUACGCCGACAACUAUGCCGCUCACGGCUCACCCGUCGCUGGCAACGGUGCCAAUAUGACUCGUGAUGAACAGGGUCGAUUCCACAAGGACCUCCAAGGCACGCGCAAUCCACAACAGUUCGACGGCGCCUCGGUCACACCCUCUCAGUCUGCUAGUCAGGUCGUUGACAACGAUCGCUCCCACGUGCCUCUCGGUCAGCGCUACACCUCGCACUUCGAGGACGUCGAGGAGCAGGAAGGCGUCCCCUCAGACACCGACAGCGAAGAGGACUACCGACGCGCCUUCAUCGAGCCACGAUCGCGUCUGCCUGCCCCGCAUGAGCUGGGCGUAGCUGCAGACACUCGCGACUCUUUCAUCCCUCAGGGCGGCAGCAACGGCGCCGCCGCGCCUCAGACCCCUCGCAAAGACGACGAGAGAGGUCAGGUACCGAUGCCUGCCGUACCCACUGCUCCCGUCUUUGACGUUAGUCAGGCACGCGGGCACAAUCAAGAUCACAGCGUCGACCAGGGCUUCACACCCGCCAGCGCGCAAGGCUGGGGCAGUCAGCAGGGCGGCGGUGGACCCUACAGUCCACCUCGCUAUUCCUUGUCUCGACGCAGCGGCGACUCGGAAGGUGGCUAUGGCCAUCAGCGCAAGUCGAGCAACUCGCUCAUCGGCAAGAUGAGCCGCCUCUUCAAGACCGAUAUCCGCAACGGCUCCCCUGCUGAAGGUGAACGCGAGCGCGAGCGCGCGGGCUGGAACACGCGCACCUCCGGCAACGUCGAGCAAGAAAACGAGAAACGUCGCUUCGCCUCGCUGCGUCGAGCUGAGCCGGACAGCUCGGACGAAGAGCCCGACAACCGCGAAGUCUUCCGCAACGUCAAUCAGCAGCGCCCUGGCUGGGACUCGAAAGCAGGCAGCGACGUCGGCGGCAAGAAGCUCACCUCUCGCAUCCUGCCAGGUCCCAAAAGCAACAAGAUCCACGACGCAGAGCAGGCAGAUCUCGAUCGCAUCCGCGCUUCCGUCGUAGGCGGAGGCAUUGGAUCCGCACAGCCCAAGCUGGUCAGCGGCGCUGACAGCAUCCGCUCCAACACGACCGCUACCACCAAGACCAAGAAGAAGAAGAAGCACUCGGUGGCCGGCAGUGAGAUCGGGACCGCUCCCACUCGACCCUCUGCUAGCCACACUGUCUCGGAUCUCGCCUCGCUCAACAGCAGCGCCGACCGACCGGGCCUCUCGCGCAGCUCCACUACGAAGUCGACCAGCUCGAAAAAGAAGAACCGGGCUAGCUUCGCCGGCACAGGUCUCGUUGCAGGAGGCAACGUCUUCAGUCCGAACGCCGGAAAGUAUGGAGCCGACUCUUGGAUCAAGAAGCCAGCAAGUCAGAUGACCGCUUACGAGGCUGUUGCCAUGGCAGGUGUCGUGCCCAAAUCAGCUGCUCCCAAAGAGAAGCCCGCGGCCUCGCCUACUGUACCGGCAGCAACACCUCAGUCCCUCGUGCCUCUGCCACCUCUGCCAGCGCCCGCGGCUGCUCCUGCUCCUGCUCCUGCGUCGCGUCCAGCUUCCGUCAUGUCAUCUGCCAGCAAGAACCCGCCCCUCAAGUCGGCGCUCAAGACGCCCACCAUCAGUCGUAGCAACAGCACCUCGGGCGCCAAACCCGCCCCAUCUUCGCCCACGAAGAAGACAGCCGCAGCCCCACCUGCUACCGCUUCGACUGCCCCCAACCUCCCUGUCAAGUCUGCUCUUCGACACGACAUCACGCAGAGCAUCCGAGCCGAACCUCUUCCUCAGCCCAAGAUGGAGCCGAUCCCGAAGGCGCCCGCGCCCGUCACUUCGAUGCCUUUGCCUGAGACGAUUCCUGCGUCCAAACCCGCGCCGACGCAGCAGACGACCACCGCCGCUCAGACCGCCGCUCCAUCACAGCCUGCAGCAGCGAAGCCGUCCACUUCUGAAGCCGUCGCUGCCCCUGCUUCUGCUGCGGAGCCUGCCGAUGUUCAUACGACCAAAGCUCCCGAGUCGCCGCACAGUAUCGAGGAGGACAAGGGCUUUGAUGGCACUGGUCGUCUCGACAUGCCCGACGAUGCUGGCGAAGCAGACGAGAGUGCUGAGACGGUCGAGACAGUGACCGUCCCGGACAGCAAGGCACCGAUGCAUAAGCUCGACAUGCCCAGCUCGGAGCCCUUCUCGGUCUCGUUUGACGGCGUUUCUGGUGAUCGUCGCGGCUCUGCCGCGCAAGCCGAGGGUGCAGCAGCGGACGAAGUCGCUGUCACUCAAGGAGCCGAGCAGACCUACAAAGCCUUCUACGCGCAGCACGAACAGUCUCCCUCUGUCGAGAAGUCGGCCAACGGUGCAGACCGCAAUGUCAAGAUUGAGCCUAGCCGCGUCUACGGAGCCGGAGGACCCGAGCUGAGCGACACGUCGUCAGAGGACAGCUCGCCCGUCCGCACCUUCCCGAGCAAGCAGGUUGACGGAGGCGCAGAGAAGGCUGCCCAAGUUCAAGCCUCCUCGGCGCUCGCUGACCCGAGCCACAAGCCCGACGCCGGUCUGCAAGGUCUGUCUGGAGCUGCGCCCGCUUCGUCGACCCCAGCUCCGGCGCUCAAUACAUCCGCUUUGGCUGUACCCAAGAAGGCACCCAGCGAGACUGACAGCGCUGUUGCUCGCCGCAAGAGCGUUCGCCUGGCGCCUGACACCAAGCUCCCACCCGACACGCCCGACGCCGAAGUUGCCACCCCUCGCGGUACCGAGCACGGAGAUCCUCUUGCUGCUCGUGGCUCCCAGCUGAGCAGCCGCAUCGCGCCCCCACCAGCUGCUCCGGCCAAGGCUCCAAAGGAGACAGGCCCAGUAGACCUCGCGGCUGGCCGACAAUCGACCGGCUGGACUAGCCGUGCUCGUGAUCCGGACAGCAGCGAUGAGGAGGCGGACGAUGACGGCUACUCGAGCGCUCGAAAGGCGUUCGGCUCUGCUACCCGUGGUUGGGGUGAGGCGAUGGGCACGACCAAGCCCAAGACCAAGAAGACGGCGGGUGAUGCUGCGUCGGUGCGAUCCAAGACGGGCACGCCCAAGAAGGCUGCACCCGCGGCGGGUAGUGCAACUGCGGCCACCCCUGCCGCCCCGCAACCUUCGAUCGGUUACGUGCCGACAGCUCCCGGCUCUAUUUCGUCGACCAUGUACUCGGCGAAAGCACCUGGCUCGUCCAUUGGCCUUGGUACGAUGGGCACCGGCGCGAUCGCCGUGCCCUCGAGCUCGAUGUACUCUGUCACCGCGCCUGGCUCGGUGGUGAGCGGAAAUGCUGUUCCUCCUACCACUUCCACUCCAGCUACCACGGCCACUGCUCCUAGUGCAUCUGCCGCUCCUGCCAGUGCUCCAGCCGCCCAGACCGCAGCCCCUGCUCCUCUCACCGCCUCCAAUCUGAACGCGCUGGAAGGCGGCAAGGACCGUCCUAUCAUGCCACCUGUGCCCACCGCCCCUCCCGUGGCAGGUCAGCCCAACAUCCCCACCGCCCCUCCUCCCGCCAUCUCCGGCAAGGCCAGCAGCGCAGGUGGCAAAGGCGGCUUCUUCAAGCGCUUCAAGCGUAACAAGUGA